UACCAACCCCCCGCCAUCUUUCGCGCUUGUCAACCGUCAUCCGUUCUGAAUUUACUUCACUUCCAGUCUGUUUACUUCAGUUUGCUAUGAAGUGCCGUGUGGUGAUUACGUGCGUGAGGUUGUAAAAUGGCGGCUCCCCUGACACAGGAACAAGAGAAUGCAACGAAAGAAUUCAUCGAACGCGUCAACGCGCGCUACCGCCGGAAGUUGUUCGGUUCGCCAUUGCCGUGGUCGACGGCGGUGCGUUUUUUGUACGCCCGCAAGUUCGACGUGAAUCGGGCUCUGGCCCUGUUCGAGCAACACGAGGCGAUCAGACAACGAGAGGGCCUAAACCGUUUCGACCCCAUGAACGAACCCCUUCACGGCGAACUACUCACCGGCAAAUUCACCGUUUUGCCAAACAGGGACCCGUCCGAGGCCGCCAUCGCCGUGUUCACCGCCCACAAGCACGUGCCCGCCAGUAGCACUCACCAGACUACGUUGCAGGGUUUGGUUUACCAGCUAGACGUGGCGCUUCAGAACCCGUUGACGCAGAGGUCCGGCAUCGUCUUCAUAUACGACAUGUCAAAUUCGAAGUACUCCAACUUCGACUACGACCUGUCGCAGAAGAUUCUGACCAUGUUAAAGGGCGGUUACCCGGCUAAGCUUAAAAAGGUCCUGAUCGUGACGGCGCCGCUGUGGUUCAAGGCGCCGUUUAAGAUUCUGCGACUGUUCGUGCGCGAGAAGCUUCGCGAACGCGUCUACACGGUGUCGGUGGCGCAGCUGCUGGCCCACAUACCGAGAGAGUCGCUGCCCGCGCAGCUAGGAGGCUCCCUUGUCCUGGACCACGAUGGUUGGCUCGAGCACUGUCUCGCUUCCAUGACUACGUCGGCGGUUUCGUCACCGGUGCCCCUUUACGAUGGCAAAACUCCGGUGUCUCAGAAACGUAUUGGCAUACCGGCCGAUAUCGACAUCACUGGAGGCAAAGACGCGCCUCCGGACACGUGGUCCUCCGAGGAAGCCAACCUGAACCCACCGUCGAGCGCUUCCAGCGGUUUCAGCGAUGACGAUUCGUUGCACGGCGACGGUGCCGCCAUGACGAUGGUCCAGCUGGUCGAAUACGUGAGGGAUCGAGGCCGGUCCGGUUUGAUGCAGGAAUACGCGGAGAUCAGGUCUCGACCGCCCGACGGUACCUUCAAUGUGGCCAAAUUGAAGAACAACUUGCCCAAGAACCGUUAUACGGACGUGCUGUGCUACGACCACAGCAGGGUGAUAUUGUCCGAAAUCGAUUGUGAUAAAGACAGUGAUUAUAUUCAUGCGAACUUUGUCGACGGGUACAAACAGAAGAACGCUUUUAUCAACACGCAAGGUCCGUUACCGAAAACUACCGCUGAUUUUUGGCGAAUGAUUUGGGAGCAGCACACGUUAGUCAUAGUGAUGACUACCAGGGUGAUGGAGAGGGGCCGGCCCAAGUGUCAUCAGUACUGGGAGACGGAGGAGGGCGCGGAAGCUUCUUACGGGUACUUCGCCGUCAAAACUGUGACGGUAGAAACGGAUCCCAACUACACGGUGACCACAAUCCAAUUAACGAAUAAAAAGACGGAAGAAGUGCGGGAGGUGUCGCACUGGCAAUUCACCUCGUGGCCCGACUACGGGGUGCCGUCGUCCGCCAAAGCCAUGUUGGAAUUCCUAGAUCGGGUGCGGAGAAAACAGGCCAGUAUGGUGAACGCUUUGGAGGAUAUGUGGGCGGGGCAUCCCAGGGGACCACCUAUAGUUGUACAUUGUAGCGCGGGGAUAGGACGGACGGGGACGUUUUGCACCCUGGACAUUUGCAUAUCUCGACUCGAAGACUUGGGCACGGCCGAUAUACGGGGCACGGUCGAAAGGAUCAGAUCGCAACGAGCUUACUCCAUCCAGAUGCCGGACCAGUACAUUUUCUGCCAUCUGGCGUUAAUCGAAUACGCCCUGAUGCGGGGCCACCUCCAGUCCGUCGAUUUAACAGGUUUCGAUCAGGGAGCCGACGAGGAUUCCGAUUAGUUAGGUAUUUUUUUAAAUUAUUAACAGUAAUGGGUACGAAUUGUAUGAAAGGUAAAAGCUCGCGCGCGCGCGCGAGGGUCGAUGAAACUGUUCUGAAAAUUUUCUAAUAUUCCCAGGUAUUCUUCCUAACAUUAAAAAAAUUAUAUUUAUGAGACGAAGUAGUAAUGCAUAUGCAAAAACUAUUAAUAAGUCUCCGCUAGAAAAAACAUUCAGUGGUGUUGAAAAAUAUUUAAAAACAAAGAAAAGUGGUAGAACGGAAACUAACCAAAACACUUUACCAUAUCCAGAACUUAAAAGAAGAAAAAGAUAACCGUCGUGAUGUUUUCUAUGAUUGUUGGGAAUCGGCGCUUUUUGUGUCAUUGUUGUCAUUAAUAACAUCUUGUGUCUAAGUGUUUAUGGCAGUCCCUAUUUAUCUGAGAUUUGAAAUGACAGGUUUUAUUGGUUGAAAUGAGAGGCGCACGCGCCUUCUCAACAUUUUUUGAUGUAUAAAAAUGCCCAUAUUAUCAGCUAAAUAGUUGUAUAAUAAAAUCAAACUAAAAGUAUUUGCUCGGUUAAAUAGAAAGUUAACUGGUUGCUACUGGAUAAUUUAGGUCGACCUCUAAAUUUGCAGACUUCGGUUUUUAGGUCGAUGGGAACCUUGUAAUAAUUAAAUUCUUUUUUCGUGCAUAUCGUUUCAUCCCUCUCGCGCGUGUUCCGCUUUAACCGCGGAACGACGAUGACGAUCAUGAUGCGAUGACGUUUUGACCACGGAGAUAAACGUGGUCGGUGCGAAGGUUGGCCGAUAAAUGUGAUUCAGCGAUUAAAAAUAUUAUUAUGUAUAAUCAAAAUAGAUUUAUUUUUAAGUAGUUCCUUCUGCGGUGCAGGAGAGUAAACCGAGUUUUGAGCGCCCGCAUGCCGACUUUUAUUUUUGUACGGUUGGUAAAACGGAAAACGAAUGCGGGGUCUGUGACUCGAUUUGAGUGUAUAACGAGGACCGGCAAUUAAUGUCAUCCGCAAAAUUACGGAAUAUCGAGCUGGAAAAAAAAGCCACAUGAUGGCCACAACCGAAAAAAAAAAAGGGUCGUUCAAGUUUUAAUGUCAUCGUAACAGACCCAAUGCUGUAUGGUUGUUUGCUAAGGAGGCGCUAGUGAUUUAUUAGAACAAAUUGGAACAUAACGUCUUUAAACUGCAAACAUAUAGCUAUUAGAUAGUAGCCUUACUAUAAAAAAAAAGUAGUACUAUAAAAAAAUUACCAUUGAAAAAACUGGUGUAAGUAGAGAAAAAAGUUAUACAGGGAAAUUUAACACCGACAUUUAAUCAAAAAUGAAUGGAUUUGUGUAUUAUUUUCCCUGCUUACUUUUUGGUGGCGAUAAAGCUUUGACGGAAAUAGGGGUCACCGAUCUCUGGAGCAUUUAGGUUUGAUAAUAGAAAGACAUGACAAUUCUAAAAGGAACCUUGUUAAAGAAUAGAUAUAUUUUAUCCAAAAAUUAUUAAUUGUACUAAAUUUUUCGGACCUUUUGUAUUGGUUCUCCGAGGAUAUAAUAAGAGCGAAACUUCCGAGAAUCCCGUGAUAUUUUGGGGACUUUUUUGGCUGAAUGCGAUACCAAUGCAAUGCGAUGCAAUUCCGAAGAAAUUCGAUUCGAUUCGAAUGGCGAUCAUGGCGGACGAAAAACACAGACGUUGCACCAAUGAAAAAUUGAACCCACUCUGGUGGUUCGAAAUAAUUUUGAUAACAUCAUCAAAAAUCCAUCUAACAGCAGAUUUGAUCAGCGAAUUUCGGCUUUAUUAGACGUUAUUCUAAAUUGUGCAAAAGGUCGAUUUUAUUUUAAAGAGCAUCUAGUAAUUGCAUCACUCUUCCAUGCGGAAUAUUUCGGAGCGUAUUGCAGCAAAUUUCCUGACCAUAAACUCACUUCAGCAUGUUCAUAUUAUUCCACACUCGAUAAAGAACUUUACGAACUGAACUGUCUGAACUGAAAUGACAUUAAAUGAUGCAACACCUGUUCUGAAGUUUUUAAUAAAAAAUAAUCUAGAAGAUACGUUUAAGAAAACUAGAAACUUAUAAGAAAUUGUAAUAACAAUGUCCAUGAAAACAGCAGAAGUCGAACCAAGUUACAAAGUAUAUAUCUCUGAAGUAGAAACUUUUAAUGUGCGAGUCUCAGUGCAUGAACAGGAACUUUAUAAUUUGUUUAAAUUGUUCAUGUCAUUAAAAAAAAAUUGUAUUCCCUUUAAAGAACAGUAAAGUAGUGCUUCUGCAGAUGACUCUCUUUUGUGUGUGACAAUUAGCAACCGUUCCAGAAAUUCAUCAAUUGAGGAUAGAAGUCCAAAAAAGCACGAUAAAAUUGAUUUGACACAACCCCGUUAUAAACUAAAAAAAACUUUAAAAUUUUUUCCACUGUGUUAUAUAUAUCAAGUAGCUAUAUGAUUGCAGACCAUGCUUUAGGUUUACACCGAAAUUAUUUCUGUGGGUUUAGAGCUUCGUAAAUCUAAAAAUAGGGCUUGCCGCGUAUGUGAACGGAAUAUUGCAAUGAAUGAUCCAAUGAAUCAAAAUUGUCCAUAGGGGUUCUUUGGAUAUGGUGCCAUUUUUCUUGCAAUACAUAGUUGUGGGUUUUUCAGUAUUUGAAUAUUUUUAAUGCAAAUACCGGUUAAUAAAAAUUUAUUGAUAUAAGAAAUAACAAUGAAUUUCGGUUAAAACGAUAAGCCAAAAAUGGCGGCGCUAGAGCACUUGGGUCUCGUUACAGAAUGUCGAAUAAUGCAAAUUACCGUGAAUUUUUUCAUAAUCAAUGUGAUGUGAUUUAAAUUAAUUUUUCUCGAUGUCGACGUCGUCCGUGGAUGCCAUUCAACAAUAUCAACGAAACAAAAUAACCAGAGUAGACGCGACGUUUGCGGUUUGGCCUUACCAUACGGCCAAUCCUAAAACUAAGUCUGUGUUUAAUAUUAUCGUAACAAUUGCAUUGUCUUUAAAUGAAAUAUUUGAAAUCUAAUUGUAAUUAUUGUAUAGCGUAAGUUAUAAAAAAAUAUAUCUCCCUCACUCCCUCCCUCUCUCGGACCUGAAUAUUGUAAAGUGCUAUGUAUAAUGUUUAAACCUCCCCCACCCCUCCCUUCCCAAAAAAAAAAAAACACUAAGACUGUCCGUUUUUAAAUCGAAAUUGGUAACCUAAGUUUUUUUGCGUUUGUGGUUGUCCUUAUUGUCCAUUAGAGAUCAAUCGUGGAGAGUACGUUUCCGUUUUAGGAUAAUUAGUGCGGUUCUGUUGCGAAGUAUUAUUUUGUGUAACUAUUUAUGAAACAAUUAUUAAUGGUAUUGUAAAUAUUGUACUUUUUUUCCUUAAUAUAAUUUGUAAACCGCUUUUUACAUCA
Messenger RNA from Cylas formicarius (sweet potato weevil), 5349 nucleotides. RefSeq names its product tyrosine-protein phosphatase non-receptor type 9-like. The transcript has 9 exons. Lineage: Eukaryota; Metazoa; Arthropoda; Insecta; Coleoptera; Brentidae. Gene Ontology annotation, biological process: protein dephosphorylation. Gene Ontology annotation, molecular function: protein tyrosine phosphatase activity. Bases 127 to 2016 code for a protein of 629 amino acids. The record is from RefSeq and is a predicted model, not a curated record.